This is a messenger RNA of Elgaria multicarinata webbii, 5988 nucleotides long. RefSeq names its product GPRIN family member 3 (gene GPRIN3). Gene Ontology annotation, cellular component: plasma membrane. NCBI's taxonomy places the organism in Eukaryota, Metazoa, Chordata, Lepidosauria, Squamata, Anguidae. The transcript has 2 exons. Bases 516 to 2843 code for a protein of 775 amino acids. The record is from RefSeq and is a predicted model, not a curated record. Gene Ontology annotation, biological process: neuron projection development.
CCACAGACCACACCAGUUGUUUGUAAAUAUAAUUGGAAUUUAUUAACUCAAGUAAAUGCAUGUAUAAGCUUAAUGGUUUCCUCAGUUCAAAUGCGUAUGGUUACAAGGUUAAAAGUGUAUUGGUUUCAGUCACUUCUUUAUUACUAGGUUUCACUAUAUAGUCCUAAAAUCUUCUACUUCUCUCUACCUCACAGAAUUCUAACCUACACACUGUGGGCCUUGCUAGACCUACCGCCGAAUCCGGCGGUGAGGAGGGGCCAGGCCGCGCUAGAAGUAGCGCGGCCUGUCGGCCCCGUCUACACCUGAGGCGUGACGGGGCCGAGGGAAGCCCCGUCGCGUCCUCCAUUUCCCCCCCACCUUAAAGCGGCCACGUGCGCAGGAGCGCACCAACGGCCAGACUUGUUGUGAGGAAGAUUCGCCUGUAGCUGUACCUCCAGCUGUGUAAGCUCCUUUUCGCCACAACUCGAACAGACACUGGGCAAAGCUGACUGGGGCUUGUAACGCAUCGCAUUUCCAUGGGGACUGUACCAGAUCCUCUAAGGUCUGCCAAGCUUUCGUUGGUCACAGCUUGCAAGGAGGAAAACAGCCUAAGAGAGCUGCAGUCCCCUGAACACCAGCACAAGCAAGCAAGCAUCGAGAGGAACAGUAAUGGCUACCCCUUCCCUGCCAAGGGGCAACCCUCUGGAGAGCACUUUUUUGAAGUGAAGUAUGCAGCAGAAGCCAACAUUCCAAGGGGUGAGCGGCAUUGUGGUUAUGACACUCAUCAGCCCACCAUGUUUUCUCCUGGAUCCUUGAGUCUCUCCAAAGAAGGCUGCCGGGCAGCUCUGGAGCCAGUAGACCACUCUGAGCAGGAAGCCAGCCAUGGGGACAAAGGCCAGGCCCCAGCAGAAGGCUGUACUUCAGUGCAAGCUGUAGCCAAGGUGCCUGCUAGCCAGGAGGCUGACCAGAACGUGCACAGCGGUGCUGGAGGGCAACUCUGUAGUGGCGUUGAUCAGGCAAGCUCUCCCUCUGGAGAUGUUACGGAGGAUAAAGCCCAUAAUCCUCCUUCUUCUGCUCAUCUAAAUGCCCAGCAAGUAGCUCCAGCAGCAAAGGAAAUUGUGGAUGAAAUGGUUGGUUUUGAAAAAACUCAAGCACUACCUUCAGCGAAGGAAUUGGAAUCUGUUUCUGAUCUUGGGGUGAAGGCCCCUGCUUGCUCAGAUGCAGAAUUGAAGGUGACAAAGGAUACAAGUUCCCAACCCAGUGCUAGGAGUGGGUCAGAGGUUGAAUCCAAAACCAACCUUGAAAGCCCACCUCAGCCUUCGUGCAAUGACGAGACAGCGGAGAAGGCAGUGCCGCAGCCGUCCAAGUUCAAGGACACAGGAACCAUGACAGGGCCACCUGAAGAUGGGUCAGCAGAUGGGGAGGCGAGGAACAGGGCCCGUCGUGAUGCUGAAGUCCAGGCUGUAGCCAGUGUGGAAAGUAAAUCAGCUUCCACCAGCCCAAGUAUCUUGACGGCGUUCUUAAGAGAAAGCAUGCCUUCCGAGGCAAAACAGAAGCAAGAGCAGUUGCACAUCAUUUACACAGGAGCCGGAGGGAAGGAACAGUCUGAAAUUGUUGACAAUUUGGCGGCGCUUGUCCAAACAGUUCCGUCCAUCCUGCCUGAAGUGCGUAUUCAGGCACCAGCUGCAGUAGAGGGGUGGUUGGGAGCUCAGGGUGUCAGGCGUCAAGAUGACCUGGCAGGCACGGGUGAUGCCAUCCACUCAGCUUUGGUGGACAACGCACAGCAUCCAUGCCCACCGGCAUCUGGGAGUCCUCAAGAAACGGCGGUCCAGAGGACAGAAGUUCAAAGAGCAGACAUGGCUGGAAGCCACAGUGAUGUUCCUGUGGACAGUUCAAUUCUGCUGAAGACAAGACCUGUUUACCAGAUUACUGUCAACCCCAGUAAUCAGUCUGUGGCUCCCUCACACCCUGUGAACAUUGAAACCAAACUACCUCCAUCUUCCACUCUCCCAGAAAUCAACAGCAAACAACAGCACCUGGGGUCCUCUGCUAUACAGAAUCAACAGGCAGCCCCGUCGUGUCACAGAGUGUCUGAGAAGACCGACACUGUAACCACCAUGGCCGGUGUUCAUAGUAGCAAUCAGGGGGAGCAGCUGCCAACCAAAACUGUUAGUGAUUUUGAGAUAGGCCCAGAUCGUUCCCAUGUGGAUGUAAAACCAAAGAGGGAAGGCCAGCUCAUCCAUCUCGACCCUAAAGAGCAAGAAGCAAGCAAUACAAGAGCUGCUGCUGGACCCCAGACCAUGUGUGCUCCAGUGACAGCACAGAGAGCACUGAAUGCAUUUCCAGGGGAUAAGAAAGAAGCAACAGCAGCUGGCAGCCGGAAUCUUGCCAUUGGGCUGGAAGCUGAGCCGAGCAGAAAUUCUGUCCCCGGCCUGGGAACCCAGAACAACGAAACUAGGAAGGGACCAAAACUUGAUCAUGCUUCUGCUAAACCAGUGCCAAACCUUGGUGGAAAGAAGAAAGACCUCAAGUCUGCCACCGAGACUAAAGUGCAGUUGAAGCAAUCCAAGCACGUCAGGGAUGUUGUGUGGGAUGAACAGGGCAUGACCUGGGAGGUUUACGGGGCAUCCCUGGACCCCGAAUCGUUGGGGAUCGCUAUCCAGAACCACUUACAGAGGCAGAUCAGAGAACACGAAAAACUGAUUAAGGCCCAAAGCACCCAGACCCGUAAAUCCAUUUCUUCAGAUACGUCUUCAAAUAAAAAACUUAAAGGGAGGCACCAGAACGUUUUCCAGUCCAUGCUGCAGAAUUUCCGACGCCCAAAUUGCUGUGUUCGCCCUGCUGCUUCUGCUGUGUUGGAUUGAAAGGUUGCGAGAUGCGGGUGGGAAGGCGAUGCACAUCCAUUUGUAGCCAUUUGUAUAAAUGUACACGGAAAUCCAUAGCAAGAAGGACCUAAAGCUCAGCGUUGUUGCUUGAGAUUCUGAUACAGUGACUGGGGGAGGCGGUGUGUGGGGUGGGAGGCAGGAAAGGGGAAUGCUGACUACGUCUUAUAUUCCCUGUAGUCAUCACAUCUUACCUACCUUAUUUCUGCAAAUGGCACAUGCAGAUUUUAUGUUUACGUAGAAGCCCGUGACCCCGUCUGUGGCCAAAUGAAAAUAUAAGCACUUAAGGCGCAGUCCUACGCAUGUUAAGACAGGGGGGGAAAUCCUACAACUCCCAGCAUUGCCCAGCCAAUAUGGCUAGCUGGGGAAGGCUGGGAACUGCAGGACAUUUUUCUGUCUAAACAUGCAUAGGAUUACGUCCUUAAUGAAGCACAAUUUUUAAAAUGGCCGAUUUACCGCAACAACCUAUGGCAGUUUUAUAGGCAGAAGAGAGGGAGGGUGUCAGACCCUUUCAAAAAAGUCUUUGCUCUUUUACAAGGUGUUUUAAUAAUGUAGAUAAUAGAAAUUUCAGCAGCUGUCAGAUAAUGUAGCAAAUAUUCCCAAACUGAGGAGAACAAUAUAUAAAUAAUUCGGAAAACCUAAGUUGGGUUGAUCGUGAAAGGGAGCCAUUUUUUCUUUAAUUUAUACAUCGUUUGAGAGGUCUUAAAAAGGUGUCAGAGGAUAUUUGUUUGUAAGCUCUACUAUUCCAGUAGAACGCAAUUGCAGUAGAAUAGCCUUCCCCAUUCUGGUGUCUUCCAGAUGCGCUGCACCACCACUUCCGAAAUCCCCUGGCCAGCACAGCUAUAGUUCCCAGAAUUGCUGGCUGAGAAUUAUGGGAGUUGCAUCUUAACAUAUCUUGAGGGCACUAGAUUGAGGGAAGCUGUAGUAGAAGAUCAUUCCAAGUGCGCGGCCAGAGGAGGAAGUCCAGAGACAAUCUGCCUCACACAUAAAGGGGAAUUGGAACUCCUGCACCAAUAAUCCAUACAAUACUAAAUUAGGUUGUGCCGAAGGUCCUUCAGCUGGGUUCUGCUGUUGGGAAGCCUCUGACAGCCUUGCCCCAAUAAAAGUGCAUAGGACUGGAGUGUAAGGGGCUUAAAAUACCCAAUUCCCAACAAAUUACAAUUGUCUUUUACGCAUUUGGGGACUCCUGUGUGAGAUUUCGACUGUUAUUUGUUCAUUACUGCGCCUUUUUUUCCUUUUUCUUUCUGUGUAACUGGUGUUGUGAAAUACUGUCUUUUUGAGAUGGUACUUCCCCACCGCAUAGUAGUGGAGAAAUGGUUAGGAUUUUCCAUGACACAUGGGAAUGAGAGAGGAUUACAAAGAUUUAAAGUCUAUUCAUGCACGUCGUCAUUUCCAGUGAUAGGAGGAAAGCGACGUCAGCUUGCCUGAGGCAAAAACAUGCGCUCACUUCCUGCAGGCUGCCUGCCAUGAAGAGCGUUUAAUGUCUCUUUCUUGGGAAGAUUAAAAAAAAAGCUUUACUGCACAUUCUAGAGCAGGGAUAGGCAAUAUAGUGUGCAUGGGCAUCAGUGUGCCAUUGGACAUCUUUCUUGGCACCCACUAAGGCGCUGUACCCCUCCCCCCACUUUUUGUGUUUUAAAUUAACACAUUUUCUUCCCAGCAAUGGGAAUUGCUGUGAGAUAGGUUUCUGAUGGUAUUGAAAAUUGUGGGUUCAAAGAGCUGUUCAGUGUAUUGGGGCUCAGGCCACGCCUUUACCUUGUGGCAGGUUACUCAUCCUUUGCCACACCUCCCAUGCUAGCCAUUUUGGGGUGAUGCCCAAGACCAUUUCUCCAAUAGCCAAAUGUGCCCACAGGCCCGCAAAGAUUGCCAAACCCUGUUCUAGAGCAUGGUUGGGGAACUUGCGGCCUUCCAGAUGUUAGGAUACAGUGUCCAUAAUCCCUGCCCUGGGGCUGAUAGGAAUUGGAGUCGAACAACAUCUGGAGCACCAGCCUUGUUCUAGAGCCAGGGUUCUCACUGUAUGUGGUGGGCAUCCCUAGAGACCUGAUGUGGUGAAACUAAGACCAGUUGCCAAAGGAAAUGAGUGUUGAUUGCAUCUUUGGUCCAAGCGUGCCAAUCCAUGACCAUUCAACCAGUGCCAACUAGAAACUGUGCCUUGCCCCUGGUGUUGCUUGUCAGCCCUAUGGGCCAACAGGACAAUGUUGUUACAUUUUUCUCAAGCAUCGCGUUUCCCUACUAAUGCUCCUGGAGCAAGGUGUGAGCAAAAAUAGUUGCUUUGAGUCUCGUCACGACAUCUGUCUAGGGUGGCCACUUAAGGCUUUGCCAAAAAAAGGAGGAAAUGCACCACCAAAAAAGAAGACAAAUGAGAACGCAGAUUUGCAUAAAAUUUGUAGAGAGAGGUGCCAGUUUAGAAACAAUUGCUAUAACUUAAUGAAAAUGUAAUACAUCCCACCAUAAUGAGGAAGAUUAUAAUCAUGUCCUCUAGUUAAAAAAAAAAAGCUGCAUGGCCAACUUACCUCUGUCUUUUUAACCUAUUUGUUCCUAAGUCAAAGGCAAAUGUGAGCACCUCUUCUGACGCUACCUUAGCUGCAUGGAUCCACUCCUACAUCUUCCCCUGUACCACUCCAGUAAUGUCACAAGAUGAGUAACACCAGGUGGGAAUCUCAUUAAUGCAGGUGGGAAGAGCCCAUAAUGAAGUUCCUACCAACAUUUGGGUUGUCCCACUAUCUGGAAGAAACAGUGCCAGGAUCCACAUUGCCAGCCAUUCCUCCAUGUUCUUGGAGUGACACAGAAAGGACAUAUGCUAUGGGGCAGUUGCACUCAGUAGAAUUUAGACAUGUUUUUAUUCUAUAAGGAGGCACAGUGGCCCAGGUCUGAGAACCUAUUAUUGAUAUUGACCAUUUUUUAAAAAAAUCAAUUCCAAAUUAUUUCCCUUUUCCGCCAGCUGGCAGUGGCGCCCUGCUGCAAGGACUCAGUAGAUUAAUUGUUUUUGUAACUCCAGUUGUAUAACUGGCAUUUUAUAGAUCUGGAAGCUGGACUAAGAAAGAAAAAUAAGGGAGAAGGGAAAUUGCAGCGUUCAGAUCAUUAUCCAGCCUUCAUCCAGCUGCCCACUUUAGAGAAGCAAACGUCAUCA